GUCAGUUGUUAUACCCAGUUAUUGCGGUUUGUUGUACAAACUAUUUUUUUUAAGCAAUUUCAACGUAUAAUCGAAAUAAUCUUUCGUUAUUUGCUUGUACGAUUGGAUACUCUGUAAAAUUAUUUUAUCUCAAUUGUUUGAAAAUGCCAACAAAUGUGAUAGCAUUUGUGAAAAUUUGCAAUUGUGGAUAGAUUGUGCCAAAAGUGCAUCAACCGGUUUUUGAAUUUUUGUUAAAUGAGAAUAUAUUUGUGAGAAUAAUACAACAAAUCUCAUCUUGUACGCAAUGACUACCUUAAGCGGUUUUAUAGAAUUCUUCCAGAAAGGAAAGACAUUUAGGCCAAAGAAAAAGUUUGCUCAUGGAACAUUACGUUAUUCUUUGUAUAAGCAAGCUCAAGCUUCUCUUAAUUCUGGCAUCAAUUUAAGAGCUGUUGUCAAAUUACCUCCUGGAGAAGAUAUGAAUGAUUGGAUUGCUGUUCAUGUUGUGGACUUUUUUAACAGAAUAAAUCUCAUAUAUGGUACAGUAUCCGAAUACUGUGAUUCCGCAUCUUGUCCAACAAUGAGCGGUGGAGCUCGUUUUGAAUAUUUAUGGGCAGAUGGUGAGAAAUAUAAAAAGCCGACAGCACUACCAGCACCACAAUAUGUUGCUCUUCUUAUGGAUUGGAUUGAAGCUCAAAUUAAUAAUGAAACAGUUUUUCCAGUGUCAACAGAUGUGCCAUUCCCUAAAACAUUUAUACCAUUAUGUAGAAAAAUCUUAACACGCCUCUUCCGAGUUUUUGUUCAUGUAUACAUUCAUCAUUUUGAUCGGAUUGUAGCAAUAGGUGCGGAAGCACAUGUGAAUACGUGUUACAAGCAUUUCUAUUAUUUUGUAACAGAGUUUGAUUUAAUUAAUUCUAAAGAGCUAGAACCAUUAGCUGAAAUGACUGCUAAAGUCUGUAAAGAUAGUGUUUCCCCUAUCCAAACAGUGCCAUCAACUAAUCAAGGCAGAUAGUUAUUUCAUAAUCAUGUUUUACCAAACUAAUAAUUACAGUUUACAAUAACAUAGUAAAAUUUCUAAUAAUAUAGGCUUAAGUAACAUAAAAAAAUGCUGUUUGUGAUAUUUUUGCAUCAUUUUUGUGAAUAUAAUUUGCAUGACAUGUUAACAAAUGUGUUCAAAAUAGUUUAGAAUAUGAUCUGUUUUUUUAUUAAUUUCUCAUAAGAAUGUUUCUUGGUAGAAAUAAUAUAUAAGAGUAAUAGACUAAAAGUAAUUUUGUAUAAAUUCUCUUUACAGUAUGUACAUGAAAUACAACUUUUGAUUCAUUUUCUUGCUUUUAAUUUAUAAAUAAUAUUUAAUGCAACAUAGAAUAUAAUAUUAUCUUUAAAUGUGACACAAUUGUGUCACUUAAAUAUGUAACUUUAAAGAAGCAGUCAUAUACAUGUAUUUUACUUUUGCAAAACUUAUAUUUUGAUAUAUUCUAAUGCUUAGAAAUGAUAAUCAUAGGUGCCAUAUUUAAUAAGUUGAUACGUAUAAUAGCUUAUUUAGAUUAUUUAAAUCCCCUUCUCUUCAUCAAAAUAAGCAGAAUCUUUACAAUAUUUUUUUAUUGAGCUAUUAAUUUUUAGAGAAAAUGUUUUGUCGAACCUCAAAAAUACUUCUUGAAAGUUUCUUCUAGUCUUCUAACUUAGUGUCUUCCUUAUAUAAAGUAAUAUAAAGUAAGACAUUGUCCUAGAUAAUUAUAAUAUUAAUUAUUCAAUUUAUAUCAUUUUCCAUAUAAAUCUUAUUCAACUACUACGUACACAUAUGUACGUACUACUAUGUACACAUAAAUAAACAAAAGGCAAAUAAAAGAAAAAUUGCAGUGCUAACUUAA
This is a messenger RNA of Linepithema humile (Argentine ant), 1844 nucleotides long. The record is from RefSeq and is a predicted model, not a curated record. Lineage: Eukaryota; Metazoa; Arthropoda; Insecta; Hymenoptera; Formicidae.